This is a messenger RNA of Porites evermanni, 414 nucleotides long. The record is from the annotation of a GenBank genome assembly. Lineage: Eukaryota; Metazoa; Cnidaria; Anthozoa; Scleractinia; Poritidae.
AUGCAAUUUAAAAGCUACUGCUACUUUGUGGGCAGAUCCAUCAAGAAUUGGGACCAAGCCCAAUCGUACUGCAAAAGGUGGGGAGGAGAACUGGUGAAGAUCAACAGCUUCGAUGAAAACGAGUUUGUACUGAAGCUGGUUCACAGCCGUGCGCCAUCACUGAAACAAGUUUGGAUAGGGCUAAAGUGGAAUCCAAGCGUCAACAAGUUCCUUUGGUCCGACAACUCAGUACCAUUCUUCAAGUUCUGGGCUCCGGGUGAACCGAAUGGAAAAUCCUCGGAGCCAUGCGGCAACAUGUGGAUUGCGCGCUCAACCCACCUGCCUUACCAUGCUAGUGGUUACUGGAAUGAUCUUUCCUGCGGAAUCCGCUGGCAAUAUCCCUGUGGUUAUGUCUGCAAGAAGAUGUCAUCGUGA